Molecule: messenger RNA, 1407 nt
Organism: Rhodamnia argentea
Lineage: Eukaryota; Viridiplantae; Streptophyta; Magnoliopsida; Myrtales; Myrtaceae
Exons: 10
Coding region: 280-1125 (281 amino acids)
Source: RefSeq, a predicted model, not a curated record
CAAAAAUGCCACUCAAUGGCCGGUGCUUGAGACGGGAAAUUGAAAACCCAAUGGAAAACGCCCGAUAGCUGUUGUUGCGACGACUUUAAAUCCUCGAAUCCGAUCUCUUCAAGUCGAUCGCGAGAGGAAGUGCUCCGGCGGCGAGGCCUUGGUCUCCGGUCAGAGAACAGGAUUGUAGCAGUUUCGCCUGAGGACCUCCGAUGCGAUUUAGGGCUUUGCGUUCAGAUACUUUGUGACGACGUCCUCGAAAGAAGCUCGAAAGGUGUUGCCGCAUUCGCCAUGGCCGCGCCGUUCUUCUCUACGCCUUUUCAGCCCUACGUUUAUCAGAGUCCUCAAGAUGCUGUCAUACCCUUCCAGAUUUUAGGUGGUGAAGCGCAGGUGGUCCAGAUAAUGUUAAAGUCACAAGAAAAAGUUGUUGCGAGACCUGGUUCUAUGUGCUUCAUGUCUGGGUCUAUUGAAAUGGACAAUGUUUAUCUACCCGAGAAUGAAACAGGCAUGUGGCAAUGGCUUUUUGGCAAGAAUGUGACAAGCAUAAUUCUUCGAAACCCUGGUCCUGUUGACGGCUUUGUUGGAAUAGCCGCACCUUCUCUUGCAAGAAUUCUCCCGAUUGACUUGGCUAUGUUUGGUGGAGAAAUUUUAUGCCAGCCAGAUGCAUUUCUUUGCUCUAUCAAUGAUGUGAAGGUCAGUAGUACAAUUGAUCAGAGAGCACGCCAUGUGGUCAUUGGUGCAGAGGGUUUUUUGAGACAGAAGCUCUCGGGCCAAGGACUUGCAUUUUUAGCCGCGGGUGGAUCUGUUGUGCAGAAGAAUCUAGAGGUCGGAGAAGUCUUAGCUGUCGAUGUAUCCUGCAUCGCUGCUGUAACUGGCACGGUCAAUAUCCAAAUUAAGUACAAUGGUCCCAUCAGAAGAGCGGUCUUUGGGGGUGACAAUCUUGUAACAGCUGUUCUGACAGGGCCAGGAAUCGUGUUCAUCCAGAGUUUGCCCUUUCAUAGACUUUCUCAGCGAAUCGCACGGGCUGUAACCUCUCCGAACAUGAGGGAGAACCCCAAGUUUUUCAUUCAGAUAGCCAUCUUCUUUUUUCUUGCUUAUGUUGUGAUUGUAUCUUCGCUGAUCUUGACAGAUGUGUAACUUUAGUUUUUUCCUUUCUUAGCCUGAUUUUUACCAGACCCUCUUUGUUCUUUCGAUUGAUCUUCAUGCAAGUUCAUCCUUUAUGGUAUAGGCAGGUAUAUGCAAAGAAGGAAUUUCAAUCGGUGUUUGAAGUUUUGAUGACCCUCGACCGUUGUUGUAGAUGAAACUUUGUGCUGAUCUCCUUUAUCUUUGGGUGCCUAACAAGAUGAAAUUUUGAACUUCCAUAUGUGUAAUUAUCUGGUUUCAUAACAGUGGUUUGGAUUCCUCGGGCUCCUUAAUAGC